This is a messenger RNA of Cryptomeria japonica (Japanese cedar), 1074 nucleotides long. RefSeq lists its product as uncharacterized. Bases 74 to 682 code for a protein of 202 amino acids. Gene Ontology annotation, cellular component: endoplasmic reticulum. The record is from RefSeq and is a predicted model, not a curated record. The transcript has 6 exons. NCBI's taxonomy places the organism in Eukaryota, Viridiplantae, Streptophyta, Pinopsida, Cupressales, Cupressaceae.
GAAGAAUAGUAAACGCCGGAUACUUUGUUCUCAAGAUUAAACGUGAAAGGCUUUCCACAUUUUUUCACCAUAUAUGCCCUUCUGCGUGAUUUGGAAUUUCGGAAGAAUGGGGGCCUCAAGGUUUUUGUUCGUCGGUGUUAUAUUAAGCCUGCUGUGCGCAACUUUCUCAGCGGAGAUACCGUUCAUGGUGGUUCACAAGAAGGCCUCUUUGUCUAAAGUUUCCUCUCAAUCCGAGCGAGUUACAGUCACCAUCGAUCUCUACAAUCGAGGAUCCACUACAGCUUAUGACAUCAGUCUCAAUGAUGAUAGCUGGCCAAGUGACAUGUUCAAUCUUGUAAGCGGUAACACUUCAUCUUCAUGGGAUAAGCUUGAUGUUGGUGCCUCUGUUUCUCACUUAUUCAUCGUGGAAUCAAAAGUUAAAGGACUUUUCUAUGGUAGACCUGCAGUUGUGAAAUAUCGUGUUGCAGCUAAGUCUGCUCUGCAGGAAGCUUAUUCAACUCCCAUUGAGCCUCUUGAUAUCCUUUCAGAAAGACCACCAGAAAAGAAGUAUGAAUGGGCAAAGAAAUUAGCAGCCAAGUAUGGACCAGUUACAUCUGUACUCUCAAUUGUGGGGUUGUUUGUAUACAUAAUUGUGUCCCCAUCAAAGUCAAGUUCUUCAAAGUCUAGCAAGAAGAGGCGGUAGAAUACUUUUGAAUAUGUAUUGUUUUUGACAAGGGUAAACAAUAUUUGGAGGAUUGUCUUGUAGGUUUAACAACACGGCUUUAUAAUACUGAUGCCAUCGCCCAUCCAUCUGCUCCAAACAAAGUUGUCAGAUUUGCAUGCUUAAUAUAUUUUGACUCUAGUUACUUCAAGUCUUCAAAGUUGGGUGUGCAAUGUUUACUUUCCACAAAUGCACGCCAAUUAAUUUCCUGGGAAGCAAUUAAUAUUUGCACCCAUGUUUGCUGCAGGUAAAAGUUGGUACCUGUUUAAAGAAACCAAGGCUUUUGUUAAAAAUGUUUGACUUGCAUUUGAUGUACAAUAGCAGUUUUAUAACAAAUUCUCAAUAAUAAGCAUGCAAAACAUAAAUUCAGUUUA